AUGGGCCAAACACCGAGCACCCCGUUGUCCGACUGUCUGAAUGCCGUUUGCAAUGGCCGCGGCAACUGUGUCGCAUUUCCUGAUAAUCCGCUUUACCAAAUCUCCUGGGUCAACCGAUAUAACCUCGAAAUUCCUGUAGCACCCGUUGCCGUGACGAGACCGAGCACGGCCCAGGAUGUGUCGGAUUUUAUCAAAUGUGCCGUCGCGAAUAACGUCAAAGUUCAACCAAAGUCCGGCGGUCAUUCUUAUGCAAAUUUCGGUUUGGGUGGACAGGAUGGCGAACUCGUUAUCGAUCUCGUAAACCUCCAGAACUUCAGCAUGGAUACGAGUACGUGGAAUGCGAAGAUCGGAGGUGGCACUCAUCUUUCCGACGUAACGACGAAGCUUCACGAUAACGGUAAACGAGCAAUAGCUCAUGGAACUUGUCCCGGAGUCGGUAUUGGUGGCCAUGCGACGAUCGGUGGACUUGGUCCCGCAUCUCGCAUGUGGGGAUCAUGUCUCGAUCAUGUCAUCGAGGUUGAGGUGGUGACUGCAGAUGGCACUAUUCAGCGAGCUAGCGAGACUGAGAAUAGUGAUCUUUUCUUCGCCCUGAAAGGUGCUGGCGCAGGCUUCGGCGUCAUCACCGAAUUUGUUGUCAAAACGCAUCCCGAACCUGGCGAUGUCGUGCAGUACUCGUUCUCGCUAUCUUUGGGCAAGCACACAGACCUGAUCACCGUUUUCAAACAAUGGCAAGAUCUCAUCUCGGAUCCUAACCUUGACCGGCGAUUUGGUACCGAGUUUGUUAUGCACGAACUCGGCGUUAUCAUUACUGCCACGUUCUACGGAACAGAAGAGGAAUGGAAGGCUACUGGUAUCCCGGAGAAGAUUCCUACUGGGAACGUCUCUGUCGUUGUGGAUGACUGGUUAGGUGUUAUCGCACAGCAGGCCGAGGAUGCCGCUCUGUACCUUUCUGAUCUCCGCAGUGCCUUUACAGCUAAGAGCCUAGCUUUCAAGUCGGAUGAGUUGCUAUCCCUAGAUACGAUCACGCAAGUGAUGAACUACAUCGACAACACGAACCGUGGGACGCUUCUCUGGUUCCUGAUCUUCGACGCUACUGGCGGCGCAAUCAGCGACAUCCCUAUGAACGCGACCGCAUACUCCCACCGUGACAAGAUUAUGUUCGCUCAGGGGUACGGCAUCGGCAUUCCGACCUUGACUAAUGCUACCAAGGAUUUCAUAGGAGGAAUCAUGACCACGAUCCAAGGUGAUACUUCGCAGACCUUGACGACAUAUCCAGGCUACGUCGACCCGUCCUUAGUAGAUGCUCAAGUAUCAUAUUGGGGCCCGAACCUCAAGACCUUAGGUCAAGUGAAGUCAAAGUGGGAUCCGAACGAUAUAUUCCACAACCCUCAGAGCGUUAGGCCAGCGAAAACCGAGUAG
Molecule: messenger RNA, 1419 nt
Organism: Annulohypoxylon maeteangense
Lineage: Eukaryota; Fungi; Ascomycota; Sordariomycetes; Xylariales; Hypoxylaceae
Product: putative glucooligosaccharide oxidase
Exons: 5
Coding region: 1-1419 (472 amino acids)
Molecular function (GO): oxidoreductase activity; FAD binding
Source: RefSeq, a predicted model, not a curated record